This is a messenger RNA of Salmo salar (Atlantic salmon), 6673 nucleotides long. NCBI's taxonomy places the organism in Eukaryota, Metazoa, Chordata, Actinopteri, Salmoniformes, Salmonidae. The record is from RefSeq and is a predicted model, not a curated record.
CAGACAGAUUAAAUACGGCUUGAUUUAAACAACAACAACAAAAAGCAUUUUAAUCGAUGAAAUGAUGUUAGUUGUUAUUGUUUUCUUGUGAAGUCGGUAGGUACCCUGUACAGUUGAAUGCAUGGCGGAUAAAGUACGGUUUCCCACUAGUUAGUAGCAUCUCGUCAACAGGGGGAUGUGGACUAGGUUGCUGUUCCACUUCAAGCUGUGUUCGCCGUUGUUUUCUGGGAGACUGAGCUGCCAGCAGAACUUUACACUUUCUCUCAAUAGCAACAUUGAAUUUAUGUUUGGAACAAUAGGGAAUUUAUACCAUUGGCACAUUUUAACAUAUGCCUUUCGUAUGUGUAAUGUAUAUGGUGUAAAUGGUAAGUUCGCCAACCGAGCUACUGUUUUUGGAUUAACGUUCGUUAGCCAGCUAACCGUUUAGCUACUGUAACGUUUGCUUUGGAUAAUUUAACUAAGUCAAUUUAACUAGGUUUUUGAAAAACAUCACCCUGGUUGUUAUCUAACUACAGUGAAAUGGACCAGAAGCUGGACUUGGAAGCAACACUCCUGCAGUUUUAGAGAAUAACCAAAUGAUCACCACUUGAAGUAACAACGUUACUCCUCACCGAAUGAUACCGACGUGUAUUUGCACAAGUUAACUUGCUAAAUGUAAAGUGGAGUAGCCAGCCAGUUAGCUAGCUGCCAUGGAUAUUUUUUCUAGACCUAGUGGAGAAAUACAAAGAAAAAACCCUCAGCAGGAUUUCGAGCUUAUUCAACGAGUUGGGAGCGGCACAUAUGGAGACGUAUACAAGGCUCGAAACAUCCAAACGGGAGAGCUUGCUGCUGUUAAGAUUAUUAAACUGGAGCCAGGGGAUGACUUCUCCAUCAUCCAGCAGGAGAUCUUCAUGGUGAAGGAAUGCAUGCACCACAACAUAGUGGCCUACUUCGGGAGCUACCUCUGCCGUGACAAGCUGUGGAUCUGUAUGGAGUACUGUGGGGGAGGAUCUCUACAGGACAUAUAUCAUGUAACGGGUCCCCUAUCAGAGCUGCAGAUAGCCUACGUCUGCAGAGAGACCGUACAGGGUUUGGCAUAUCUACACUCCAAGGGAAAAAUGCACCGUGACAUCAAGGGUGCUAAUAUCCUCCUAACAGACAACGGGCAUGUGAAACUAGCUGAUUUUGGAGUAGCAGCCAAAAUAACAGCCACCAUUGCCAAGAGGAAGUCCUUCAUCGGGACUCCUUACUGGAUGGCCCCAGAGGUAGCAGCGGUAGAGAAGAACGGAGGUUACAACCAGCUGUGUGACAUCUGGGCCGUGGGCAUCACCUCCAUAGAACUGGCCGAGCUGCAGCCUCCUAUGUUUGACCUGCACCCAAUGAGGGCUUUGUUUCUCAUGUCAAAGAGCAGCUUUCAGCCUCCCAAGCUAAAACACAAAACGAAAUGGACCACAGCCUUCCAUAACUUUGUUAAAGUCGCUCUGACCAAGAACCCGAAGAAGAGACCGACAGCAGAGAAGCUCUUAACGCAUUUGUUUGUAGGUCAGACGGGGCUGACCAGGAGAGUAGCUGUGGAGCUGCUGGACAAGAUGAACAACCCAGAUCACCACCAACACUUCUCUGAGGUGGACGACGAUGACCUGGAGCCUCUUUCAGCAGUGAGACACAUCAUUCGUUCAACCAACAAACACUCCAGAGCAGAGAGAACUCGCUCAGAGAUCAACUCAGCAGAAAACGGGAAUGAUGCAUCUCCAGGAAGACCGUGCUCGAGCCCUGUCCCACCUAACUAUCCUGCUAGGUUCCAUAGCUACCCUAUCUACGCUACAGAGGAGACGGACAGGGAUAAGGACAGGGGGGACCCAGGAAAAGUAAUCGCUCAUCUGAAGACACUUGUUUCAGUUGAUAAAGUGAAGUUUGAACCUCCGCUGAGGAAGGAAACGGAGGCUCACACUGAAAUGGACGUGACUAAACAGAGUGACUUCCCCUCUCCCUGGAGCCCUUUGGCAGAGGGAGGCAUCUCUACCAGGGGACAUAUGGCCCAUCUGGAGGAUGCCUUUGAAGACGUGGAGCUGUCGACCCUCAAGCAAGGAAUCCCACCUCCUCUACCUCCAAAGCCUCAUCUGAGCAGUUUGUCAGAUGAGCCAGAUUUGAGUGAUGAGAGGUGUUUGACAGUGAGGAGAUUUCCAGGCUCAGAGGACAGCCCACGUCCAGGCCUGUUCCCCCGGAGACUGAGCACCCCAGAGCAGGGCAAUAAGGUGGAGCAGUCUGGUCCGGACUACCUGUCAGCCUGCGGCAGCAGCCCCAAUCUGCUAUCUACGUCCACAGCCUCAGACCCUGAUCCUGAUGACAGUGUGAACGGAGACAAUCCCAGUACUCGUCCCAGCCGACCACAGAGGACGGAGAAGAAAGACUACCUUAAACCUGCCAUCAACGGCCUGCCGCCCACUCCUAAAGUCCUGAUGGGGGCCUGUUUCUCCAAGGUGUUUGAUGGCUGCCCACUGAAAAUCAACUGUGCCACGUCAUGGAUACACCCUGAUACCAAAGACCAGUACCUUAUAUUUGGGACAGAGGAUGGGAUCUAUACCCUCAACCUGAAUGAGCUGCAUGAAGCCACCAUGGAACAGCUGUUCCCCAGGAAGUGUACCUGGCUCUAUAUCAUCAACAACAAUCUGAUGUCUUUGUCAGAAGGGAAGACCUUCCAGCUCUACUCACACAACCUGAUUGGGCUGUUUGAGCAGCUGAAAAAGCCUGGCCUCGCCUCUCAGUUCCACACACACCGCUUCCCAGACAAGAUGUUACCAAGGAGGUUUGCCUUGACAACGAAGAUCCCUGACACAAAGGGCUGUCACAAGUGUUGCAUUGUGAGGAACCCCUAUACGGGCCAUAAGUACCUGUGUGGAGCGCUCCAGUCUGGGAUAAUCCUGCUACAGUGGUAUGAACCCAUGCAGAGGUUCAUGCUUAUCAAGCACUUUGACUUCCCCCUGCCCAGCCCUCUGAAGGUGUUUGAGAUGUUGGUGGUUCCAGAGCAGGAAUACCCCAUGGUGUGUAUAGCAGUCAGCCAGGCCACGGAGCCAGGCCAGGUGGUCCGCUUUGAGACCAUCAACCUCAACUCCUGCUCUUCCUGGUUCACUGAGAUGGGAUCAACUGGUCAAGCAGUGGACGCCAUCCAUGUAACCCAGCUGGAGAGGGACACCGUACUAGUGUGCCUGGACAAAAAUCUCAAGAUCGUUAAUCUCCAGGGAAGACUGAAGUCCAACAAGAAGCUAGCCUCAGAGCUCAGCUUUGACUUCACCAUUGGAUCUGUUGUGUGCCUUCAGGACAGUGUUCUGGCCUUCUGGAAGCACGGCAUGCAGGGAAAGAGCUUCAAGUCCAACGAGGUCACCCAGGAGAUUUCUGAUCCCAGCAGAGUCUUCCGCCUCCUAGGAUCUGACAGGGUGGUGGUUCUGGAGAGUCGGCCCACUGACAACCCCACAGCCCUCAGCAACCUCUACAUCCUGGCCGGACAUGAGAACAGUUACUAACCCUGACCCCAGCCCUGUCCCUGUUACUGAGAACAGUUACUAGCCCUGACCCCAGCCCUGUCCCUGUUACUGAGAACAGUUACUAGCCCUGACCCCAGCCCUGUCCCUGUUACUGAGAACAGUUACUAGCCCUGACCCCAGCCCUGUCCCUGUUACUGAGAACAGUUACUAGCCCUGUCCCUGUUACUGAGAACAGUUACUAGCCCUGACCCCAGCCCUGUCCCUGUUACUGAGAACAGUUGCUAAAGCUGUCUGGCCCAAAGACCGGUCCCCUGUUACUAGUCCUGUCUGGCUCAGCCUCUCUGAUCACCAGUAACCCUUCACUCAGCCUCUCUGAUCACCAGUAACCCUUCACUCAGCCUUUCUGAUCACCAGUAACCCUUCACUCAGCCUCUCUGAUCACCGGUAACCCCUCACUCAGCCUCUCUGAUCACCGGUAACCCUUCACUCAGCCUCUCUGAUCACCGGUAACCCUUCACUCAGCCUCUCUGAUCACCGGUAACCCUUCACUCAGCCUCUCUGAUCACCGGUAACCCUUCACUCAGCCUCUCUGAUCACCGGUAACCCUUCACUCAGCCUCUCUGAUCACCGGUAACCCUUCACUCAGCCUCUCUGAUCACCGGUAACCCUUCACUCAGCCUUUCUGAUCACCAGUAACCCUUCACUCAGCCUCUCUGAUCACCAGUAACCCUUCACUCAGCCUCUCUGAUCACCGGUAACCCCUCACUCAGCCUCUCUGAUCACCGGUAACCCCUCACUCAUCCUCUCUGAUCACCGGUAACCCUUCACUCAGCCUCUCUGAUCACCGGUAACCCUUCACUCAGCCUCUCUGAUCACCGGUAACCCUUCACUCAGCCUCUCUGAUCACCGGUAACCCGUCACUCAGCCUCUCUGAUCACCGGUAACCCGUCACUCAGCCUCUCUGAUCACCAGUAACCCUGGUGAAACAAACAUGUCAGACAAGGGUUGUGUCCCAAAUGGCACCAUUUUCCCUUUAUAGUGAACUACUUUUGACAGCCCCGUUCACCACCUCUCUUCUCCAGCCCCGUUCACCACCUCUCUUCUCCAGCCCCGUUCACCACCUCUCUUCUCCAGCCCCGUUCACCACCUCUCUUCUCCAGCCCCGUUCACCACCUCUCUUCUCCAGCCCCGUUCACCACCUCUUUUCCAGCCCCGUUCACCUUCUCCAGCCCCGUUCAUCAACGCUCUUCUCCAGCCCCGUUCACCACCGCUCUUCUCCAGCCCCGUUCACCUUCUCCAGCCCCGUUCACCACCUCUCUUCUCCAGCCCCGUUCACCUUCUCCAGCCCCGUUCACCACCUCUUCUCCAGCCCCGUUCACCUUCUCCAGCCCCGUUCACCACCUCUCUUCUCCAGCCCCGUUCACCUUCUCCAGCCCCGUUCACCACCUCUCUUCUCCAGCCCCGUUCACCUUCUCCAGCCCCGUUCACCACCUCCAGCCCCGUUCACCACCUCUCCAGCCCUGAGUCCUCUGCUCACAAUGGGCUAAAAACUGAUCGACUGGUAGAGCAGAAUGUAGGCAGGAAAGGUUCAGACCAAUGGACAGUCUUACUCUGGAGCUUCCACUUCUUCUCUCAACCUGUUACAUAUCAGCUGAAAUACUGCAAUAUGACAAGACAAUAUCUAGAGGUGUUACUGAAAACGAGUACUAUAAUAAUUCAGAUAUUUAGGACUGGUAGCAAAUGGGAGUGUUGUAUCAAACAGUCAUUUUUUUACAAGUAGCUGACUGUCACAGGUCUGGUUGCUGAUUAGCUUUGGUCUAGGACCAUAGUGCGGCUUGCUAACGCUGAGCCUUGACAUGUAGUUGAUUUUCCAUCUUUAGUUUUAACUAAUAUAGAAUGGUUCACAAAGAAAAUCAUUUCAACUUUAUUUAUUCAUCUCGAAGCAAUAUUCGGGUAUGUUUGAUUUACUAGCCGUGAGGGAUAGUUCAGUUUGAUGUUAUUUCCAAUACACUUGAGGUGUUGUCGUUUCAUCCAAACGUUUUGACAGUUGGUCGAUCUGCCUUGUAUCGUUGACUUCUUUUACUUCAUAGACAUCUGAUGUCAUCUACGUCCCAAAUGGAACACUUCCCUGGGGCUCUGGUCAAAUCCCAUCUCUAGGGUUAGGUGGUCUUCACAACUAUAUGUCUUGGUUACAGUCAUGUGAUUCAAUGUGAGGAAUGGCUAUGGUUUCAUCAACCAUGAAACCAACCAGGUUAUAAAGGAAAUGAACCCAAGGAUGCUAGCCAGAUUUAAAGGUUUAAAAAGGGGGUUUACAUGGCAUGAUGUCACUGUCAGACUGAUGUUAAUAGCAGACACAUUUUAAUUUUUUUUAGGAUGAAACAAGAUAAAGGUUGACAUUUAAGUUGAAAAUAAGAGAACUUUGAAAGCGUGAACUGUCCCCUUUAAGCAGAGAGAGACAGGGUGAACUGUCCCCUUUAAGGAGAGAGAGACAGGGUGAACUGUCCCCUUUAAGCAGAGAGAGACAGGGUGACCUGCCCCCUUUAAGCAGAGAGAGACAGGAUGAACUGUCCCCUUUAAGCAGAGAGAGACAGGAUAAACUGUCCCCUUUAAGCAGAGAGAGAGACUGUUUCUGUAGUCAUGCUGACAGUGGGAUCCAGCUCAGCCAGGCCAGGGAUGACCUUAGCCUGGGUGCCGGUCGGUUUUUGCUCUCUUGCCAACUCUUUAUGAGAUUGUCAUGCUUGGAGUUGGCAAACGAGCAGAAACAGACUGGCACCCAGGCUAAGCUGAAGUACCUUCCUAUCCAGAGGUUGCUAUGCAGCUUUGGGUUACUUUUACGCUUACUGAUAUGCAAUGAAGGCUGAAAUGGCACCCUAUUCCCUAUAUAGUGCACGGUCCCUGGUCAAGAGUAGUGCACUAAAUAGCGAAUAGGGUGUCAUUUGGUCACACUCAUAGUCCUCUCUCUCCCGCUUGGUUGCAUUUUAGAAAGUAGACUAUAGUGUAAAAUGUAGGGGGGGGGGGGUUUUCCUUCAUUUUUUUUUUUAACUACUUGUAUUCAAUAUUUGCACCAUGUAAGCACUUUUGUACAUUUUCUGUUUUUUAUUUAAAUGACAAAAAAGGGAAAUGCUUUAGUUUUCAUAACAUUAUUUGCAUUCCCUUUGCAAAACCUUUAAUGUAUGUAGUUUUUGUAAUAAAGAAAGCUAUUGUUAACAAUA